Synchiropus splendidus (mandarinfish) is the source of this 1294-nucleotide messenger RNA. Its product is annotated as dual specificity protein phosphatase 19-like. Gene Ontology annotation, cellular component: cytoplasm. The transcript is spliced from 6 exons. The coding region runs from base 574 to 1182 and encodes 202 amino acids. Gene Ontology annotation, biological process: regulation of MAP kinase activity; protein dephosphorylation. Gene Ontology annotation, molecular function: JUN kinase phosphatase activity. NCBI's taxonomy places the organism in Eukaryota, Metazoa, Chordata, Actinopteri, Syngnathiformes, Callionymidae. The record is from RefSeq and is a predicted model, not a curated record.
CAUCUUGGAAUAUGGUUUCCCUCAGGAGGUGUGUGCGUGGUGAAGAGCGUGCGUGCUGCGAACCUUCUUGAUGUUGUAAACACGGGUCAGCAUCCCGAUGCCUCGGUCGUUGAGGAUGGUGAGUUUCUCGGCCAGCUUCUGCUGGCUGGGCUGGAUCACUCCCCGAGACAUCUUGGCGAUGUUGGCUUCAAUCCCGGAGUCAGGCUGAGUCGAACAGAUCACGAAUAUCCACUUGCUCGUCACGGGCUGGGAAACGGCGGCUCCUGCGGUAGUUUAGAUUUCACCCAUGUUCGGUUUGUUGGGGUCGGCGGCGGCGGCAGCAGCUUCCUGUACUCCACCCACCGUCUCUCCCCAGCUGCCUCCUUUUUUCUCGGUCACGGCGACGAGGAGUGUCCUGGUUUUCACAACCAGGCUGGAGAUGAGGCAUUCAAUGAACCUCGUACACGGUAAAGCAGCGUGCCAAAAGGUUGUACACAGCGAUAAAAGCUUGGUACCGCACGCUACAGUCGAUUGUUGUGUAGCGUUGGAGCUGCCGCGGAGGAAGAUGCCCAAAAAGCUCAGUGAGGCUCAGCUAUGCAUUCACUGUCUGAGGAAAUCCAAGGCUUUGCCAAGGGACGCCUGAGACAACAGAGCACGCGUGUAACCACGGUGACGGGCAGGAAGCUGCUGGAGAGUAGGAGUGACGGAGGAGAAGGAGCGGUGCACGUGCGCGUUUUGGAGGAGGGAAACGGAUGUGGAUUUGUGGAGGAUGCAAGUCUGGACCUGGCAGUUGGCGUCGUCAGACCUUUUCUGCUGCUUGCCUCUCAGGAUGCAGCCCACGACGUGGAUGCCCUGCAGAAAUAUAAGGUCUCUCACAUCCUCAACGUGGCCUAUGGAGUCAGCAACCUGUUCCCAGAUCGGUUUGUCUACAAGACCCUUCAGAUCCUGGACCUGCCCGAGACAGACAUCACCUCUCACCUGGAAGAGUGCAGCCUCUUCAUCGACCAGGCCCAGGAGCAGGGCGGCGUUGUCCUGGUCCACUGUAACGCGGGCGUGUCCAGAUCCUCCUCCAUCGUGAUUGGAUACUUGAUGCUGAGGGAGGGGCUGAGCUUCGAUGAUGCCUACACCCAGGUGAAGCUGGCCAGACCCUCCGUCCGCCCCAACCCCGGCUUCUAUCAGCAACUGCAGAACUACACACCGUAGAUGAGCAGCGGGCUGAAGUGCAGCGGCGCCUCUGGCCUCUGUCCUGGACGGCCCCCUUCUCUGUUCUCCGUCAACCAACCAAACUCACCCAAUAAAUCCAACAUGGCUCGGC